UUAAAGAAAUGCAUGUUCUCUUCGGGUGGCGCACAGAACUACCGCUGCUUAUGACGGCGGUAGAUUGUGUCGGCCAUUUUAGGUGGACGGAGGUGAAUACUCAGCGACAAGCUGCCGGAAAUAGGUCUGCACUUUUCUGGGCGUUUCUAUGGUGACAUCAGCAGACCACUGUGUGACACGUCCUGUUUAGCUUCCACAAAUCAUCUUGAAACAAGGAAGACAACGCUACACAAACCAACGCACAGGAGCGCAGAACAGAUCUCAGCUUCCUGUUCCAUCAUGAACGUGUUCGACCGCAACAUCAACUUUGACGCUCUCUUCAAGUUCUCCCAAAUUUCUCAUUCCACCCAGGUGCACUUGAAGAAUGUCUACUCCAGCUUGGCAGUGUGUAUGUUUGUGGCUGCAGCUGGCUCCUAUGUGCAUGUGGUCACGCGCCUCUUCCAGGGAGGAAUGCUGUCUGCUCUGGGCUCCCUGGGAAUGAUGAUCUGGCUUGCCAUGACACCACACAACUCAGAAACGGAGAAGAAGAGGCUGGCUAUCCUCGCUGGAUUCGCCUUCUUGUCUGGUCUUGGUCUUGGCCCCACUCUGGACUUUGUCAUUGCAGUCAAUCCAAGCAUCAUUGUGACUGCAUUCAUGGGAACCUCGGUUAUUUUCAUUUGCUUCACUCUCAGCGCCCUCUAUGCCAAACGCAGGAGCUACCUGUUCCUCGGAGGCACGCUGAUGUCAGGCCUGUCCAUCCUCUUCCUAAUGUCGCUCAUGAACAUGUUCUUUGGAUCUGUGAUGCUCUUCAAGGCUCACAUGUACCUGGGCCUGCUCAUCAUGUGCGGAUUCGUCCUGUUUGACACUCAGCUCAUCAUUGAGAAGGCAGAGAACGGAGACAAGGACUAUGUCUGGCACUGUGUGGACUUGUUCCUUGACUUCAUCACCAUCUUCAGGAAACUGAUGGUCAUCCUUGCCAUGAACGACAAGGACAAGAAGAAGGAGAAGAAGUAGACCAGGAUUGUUGGCUGAAAAAGCAAGUCAAGCCGUCAAAACAAGAAGGCACAGUUUGCAACACACUUGAUACUUCUGUCUUCAUUUCUUCAAUUAACUCCUGUGGUCUUAUUUGAUUUGAAAAAAUAUUUACCUUGUUUUCUUUACUUGUUCACCUUCCAAGGGUUUUGAAUGUACGUCCGUGUAAACUCAUGCUAGUCCUGUGUGGUGGCUGUGAGCCGGGGGAGUAGACCUAAUGCUGCAGUGAACAUGUUUGGCCUGUAGAGGGGAGCGUGGCGCUGUCAAGUGUCCUCUCCCUCAGUGGAGCUUUGCGUGAAGAUUUUCAUCCUUAUUGUUUAGUGCCAUGACUAGGCUCAUUUUUAGUGAGUCACGUAAGCUUCUGACAGUGAGUAUCGUUUUAAGUUGAAUGAUUACAUGCUUUGAUUUGCUUAUUUUUGAGUUUCCUCUUUUCUUCAGCCGAUUGUCACCAGAUUUCCUUCACAAAUAAGAAAUGCUCUGAAUUACUUCAACCAGGACAGAGCACUAUUGAUAAGCUCUUUUACAUCUUUAUUAGGGGCUGAGUUGGCAUAAUCUUAUUUUCAGCUAGUACAAAAAACGACAGGCAAGCUUUUCUUCGCUCCUGUGAAUUCCAGAAAAAUCUGUUAGUUUGCCAAAUCAAGUGGUGUUAACCCUAACAUUUGAGUGUAUACUGUGAAGAAUUUAUUUUCUUGAUGUAAAAUGUAAACUAAUAAUUUGAUACAUUUGCUCAAAUAAAUGUGUUGAAUGCAAAAAUUGUAA
Messenger RNA from Dunckerocampus dactyliophorus (ringed pipefish), 1770 nucleotides. It is a transcript of the gene tmbim6, whose product is annotated as testis enhanced gene transcript (BAX inhibitor 1). Gene Ontology annotation, biological process: negative regulation of RNA splicing; cellular response to unfolded protein; negative regulation of apoptotic signaling pathway. Bases 280 to 993 code for a protein of 237 amino acids. The transcript has 11 exons. Gene Ontology annotation, molecular function: enzyme binding. Lineage: Eukaryota; Metazoa; Chordata; Actinopteri; Syngnathiformes; Syngnathidae. The record is from RefSeq and is a predicted model, not a curated record. Gene Ontology annotation, cellular component: mitochondrial membrane.